UCAAGGAGCCAAUGGGGUUAUCCAUCAUUCUCCUAAAUUUGGUAAUAAAGAUGAGAUUUGUCAGUGUCCUUCGUUUUUAGAAAGCACGGAAUAUGCCGAGUUUACUUCCGACUGGCAACCUACUUAUAAACUUUGA
Messenger RNA from Racocetra persica, 136 nucleotides. The record is from the annotation of a GenBank genome assembly. NCBI's taxonomy places the organism in Eukaryota, Fungi, Glomeromycota, Glomeromycetes, Diversisporales, Gigasporaceae.